Messenger RNA from Fraxinus pennsylvanica, 1407 nucleotides. Lineage: Eukaryota; Viridiplantae; Streptophyta; Magnoliopsida; Lamiales; Oleaceae. The record is from the annotation of a GenBank genome assembly.
AUGGAGUUUUCAAAUCGACACUCUUUAUUCUCUGUCCUUUUUUUUGUAUCUACUAUUCUGGUUCAACACUUCGCUGCCGUGAAUUCUAUCGGAGUUAAUUACGGCACCCUCGGAAACAACCUCCCGCCUCCGGCUCAAGUUGCACAGUUCCUCAAGGAUAAAACCACCAUCGACAGAGUCAAGCUCUUCGACGUGAACCCAGAUAUUCUCCGGGCAUUUGCGGGCACAGGAAUCUUUGUCGCCGUCACUGUUCCCAACGGAGAAAUCCCUAACCUCGUCAACAUGAAGAAUGCUCGCAGGUGGGUGGGUGACAACAUUAAACCAUUCUACCCACAAACUAAAAUCAACUACAUUCUUGUCGGAAAUGAAGUACUCCAUUGGGGACCUCAAAAUCUGAUUGAUAAUCUAGUUGGCGCCAUGAAAGCUCUUCACAAUGCACUCAUCCGGUCUGGGAUUCAAGGUGUUAAUGUUACAACGGCUCAUGCUCUGAGUAUUCUUGAAUCUUCCGACCCCCCGAGUUUGGCCAAGUUUCGACCGGGUUGGGACAAGGGAGAUCUAGCUCCCAUCCUGCAAUUUUUACGGCAAACAAAAUCUCCGUUCAUGGUGAAUCCAUAUCCAUAUUUCGGAUACAGCCCAGAAAAAGCAGAUUUUGCACUCUUCAAACCAAACCCAGGCGUAACCGAUAAAUAUACAAAAAAAUUAUACACGAACAUGUUCGAUCAGUUAAUCGAUUCAGUCUACACUUCUAUGAAGAAAUUGGGCUAUGGCGAUGUGGAGAUUGCCGUAGGGGAGACUGGUUGGGCUUCUGCAGGGGAGACUUUUGAGCCAAAAUGUACUAUUCCAAAUGCAGCUUCUUACAAUGGGGGUUUGGUGAAGAAAUAUAAUCAAGGAACUGGGACGCCAUUGUUGCCGGGAAGGAAGUUCGAAACCUAUAUUUUCGCACUUUUUAAUGAGAAUUUGAAGCCUGGUUCUUUCGCUGAAAGGAAUUUCGGUUUGUUCCAGCCAGAUUUUACACCUGUUUAUGAUGUUGGAAUCAUGCGAGGUACCGCAGGCGUGCCUGAUCAGCACAUCCCAACACCCACUCCAUCAGUUCCAACACCUUUGUUGCCCGUUCCAAAGCCACCAACACAGGGCAACAAAAAAUGGUGCGUGCCGAAGGCUGAGGCCACCGAUGCACAACUGCAAUCUAAUAUCGACUAUGUAUGCAGCCAAGGUGGUAUGGAUUGCAGGCCAGUUCAAGCCAAUGGUGCUUGUUUCAACCCUAACACAGUACGGGCUCACGCAUCUUAUGUCAUGAAUUCUUGGUACCAAAGCAAGGGUCGAAAUGAUUUCGAUUGUGAUUUUUCGGGCACCGGUGCCAUCACCUCUUCUGACCCAAGUAAUGGGUCGUGCUCAUUCCUCUCCUGA